Messenger RNA from Pecten maximus, 792 nucleotides. RefSeq names its product cytidine deaminase-like. The record is from RefSeq and is a predicted model, not a curated record. Bases 280 to 708 code for a protein of 142 amino acids. NCBI's taxonomy places the organism in Eukaryota, Metazoa, Mollusca, Bivalvia, Pectinida, Pectinidae. The transcript has 5 exons. Gene Ontology annotation, molecular function: zinc ion binding; cytidine deaminase activity. Gene Ontology annotation, cellular component: cytosol.
UGGACGAUGACCAUCUUUAAUCAUUAGUGUCAAUCCAUCCGAUCUCAAAUAGGUCUACGUACCUGACACGGGGUUUAUCACAUUGACACGUUUAAAAUGAUACACGUAUACUGUGCCAGGUGAGAAAUUGGACUAAAACUCACCCAGAAAUGCUAUCUCCUGGUGAGGUUUCCUUGGUCAGUCUGUUGGCAGCCCAGACACGGUACGUGCGCUUCUGUAUUUAUUGACACCCUGAAGUUUGUACAUCCGGGUCGAAUCUAAGUUUAUUUACACUACACAAUGAACGUAGACACGUUUGACACCAAUAUACAGUCACUUGUUUCUGCUGCGGUCAAGGCCAAGGACAGAGCAUAUUGUCCGUACAGUAAUUUUCGAGUCGGCUCUGCCGUGCUCUGUGCAGAUGGCUCUGUUGUGACAGGCGUGAAUGUGGAGAAUGCGUCAUACGGGCUAAGUGUCUGCGCGGAGAGAGUGGCAAUUUGGAACGCUGUGGCACAGGGACACACAGAUUUUAAAGGCGUCGCCAUAUCAUGUGAUAUAAAGGGAGACUUUAAGGGGUCAUGUGGUGCUUGCAGACAGGUGUUUGCUGAGUUUAACCUGGAGAUGCCGCUGUAUCUUGUCAAGCCAGACAUGACAGUAAAAGUGGUCACCGUUGCGGAGUUACUUCCCCUUUCUUUCACACCAAAAUCUCUGCAGGAGGAACGCAUAUAAUGGAUGAAAUACUCUCCUGAUGUUUGUGUUAGAGCAGCUAUACCCUAUCAAAUGGGGUUUUCAAGAAUAUAAUUUUGAAACGAU